Messenger RNA from Arabis nemorensis, 807 nucleotides. The record is from the annotation of a GenBank genome assembly. Lineage: Eukaryota; Viridiplantae; Streptophyta; Magnoliopsida; Brassicales; Brassicaceae.
AUGAUUCAUGAGCUGAAUCAUAUCAAUUGCUUAAGCUCUUCAAUUAAAUCACAAAACCAAAAGAAGAAAGAAAAUGUCAGUCUUCCUCUGUUUCAUCUUCCUCACCCAUUUUUCUUAAUCUUUUUGAAAAAUCUCAAACCUUCUAAAUGGAACCUUCCUCCAGGACCAAAGAAGCUUCCGAUCAUCGGAAACUUACACAACAUCAAAGGAAUGCUUCAUUUAUGUCUUCGGGAUUUCUCCCAAACAUACGGACCAGUGAUGCUUCUCCAGUUCGGAUUUGUGCCCACGGUGGUAAUCACAUCGAAAGAAGCAGCUGAGGAAGUGCUCAAGAUCCACGAUCUUGAAUGUUGUAGCCGAUCAUUGCCACUCGGGCUACGAACAGUCACUUACAACUGUAAGGACAUCGGAUUCGCGCCUUACGGUGAGAAGUGGAAGGCGAUGUUUAUCAGAGAGGAAGAGAAUGACUUGUUGGUCAAGAAACUAACCGAAUCUGCUUUGAGACGAUCUCCAGUGAAUCUGAGGAAAACCCUUUACACGAUAAUUGGUAGUAUCGUGUGUAGGAUCGCAUUCGGGCAGAAUCUCCACGAUUGCAAGUUCAUGGAUGAAGAUAGUAUCACGGAUCUUCUGCUCGAAGUUUCUUUAAUAGAUAAGAUUGUUAGCUUCUCUGAUUUCUUUCCCGGAAGAAUUGGAAGAUUCAUCGAUUGGAUCUCCGGUAAGAACAAAAGACUGAAGAAUGCUUUCUCGGAACCAGACAUUUUCUUCCAGAAUAUUCUCGAUGAACAUCUUAAGCCUGAAGAAGAGAAGUAG